ACGGGUGAUGAUUAUUUUGCGGUCUUUCGCAUUUUCACUCCGUAUCAUUUCAAAAUAGUUUCCUCAGAAGUAAUCACAUGACUCACUUGAAAGUAAUCAAAAUAGAUAAACAUGAGAUGACAUGAACAAGGCGACAUUGUCACUGUGCGCGUGUUACAAUACGGAAGAUAGUGUGUAGUUUGUUAGCGUGUGCACUGUAUGCGAAAGGUUUACGGAAAAUAACAUGUGGGCAUUGAUUUGUACAUUAUGUAUGUGGACGAUGGCUGGUCAAACGGCAGCGACAUACACGCGUCUGGUUGGGGGUCCAUCAUCCUAUGAGGGCCGAGUAGAGGUGUAUUUCAACGGGAUCUGGGGUACCGUUUGCGAUGACGGUUUUGACAGCAGGAGCGCAGCUGUCGUCUGCAACAUGCUCAAUCUUCCGAGUUCCGGAGCCCAACAUAGGGAUGGUGCCUAUUACGGUCAGGGUACUGGCACCAUAUGGUUGGACGAUGUUCGGUGCCUUGGAAAUGAGAACGAUAUAGACCGGUGUCCACACAGUGCUUGGGGAACCCACAACUGUCGUCACGGCGAAGAUGUGGGCGUCGUUUGCGCUCAUGCUGCGACACCCGUGCGUCUGGUCGGGGGUCCAGCAGCCAAUGAAGGCCGAGUUGAAGUGUUUUACCAGGGGGUUUGGGGAAGCGUGUGCGAUGACCUUUUUGACACGAAGAGCGCAGCUGUCGUCUGCAACAUGCUCAACAUGACCAGUUACAGAGCCCAGCCAAAACCAGGUGCAUACUACGGCCCCGGCACCACCACGAUCUGGUUGGACGAUGUCCGGUGCAAUGGCAAUGAGACCAAUAUCGACAUGUGUCAACACAACGCGUGGGGAACCAACAACUGUAAUCAUUCUAAAGAUGUGGGCGUCUUGUGCGAUCAAGGUUGUGGAGCAUGGAAUAGUGAUUCUAGUUCGGUAAACUAUCAAACUAUAAAAUACAAAAACGGGACCACGUUCGGCGCAGAGGCUGUUAUGACGUGCUACUCGGGUUACCAUGUCAUCAACAAAACUAACACACGUUCUGAAUCAGCGAUAUGUACACGGAAUGGUACAUGGAGUACACCUACAUAUUCAGCGUGUGUUCAUACAGAUUGUGGCGGUUGGUACAGUGAUUCUAAUUCGGACUACCAUCAUCAAAUAAAAUACAAAAAUGCGACAACGUUCGGUUCUGAGGCUGUUAUGACGUGCAAUCCGGGGCACCAUGUUGUCAACAAAACCAACACACGAUCUGAAUCAGCUUAUUGUACAGAAAAUGGCACAUUGAGUGCACCUACCUAUUCAGCGUGUGUUCCAAUAGGUAAAUACUGAUUAUGAAGUAUAACAAAUAUCAACCGUAAUUAUUGCAAUCUGCUAUUUUCAAAUCUCAUGAAUACAAUUAUUUUACAUUAUAUCACAAAUAUAAAGAAGAAGUUUAAUUUAGUUGUGAUAAUGCGAAAUCAUGUGAAAACAAAACAAACUAAAGAGGAUAAUUAUUUGUAAUUAUUCUUUAAAACAAACAUUAUCAAAUUAAUAGAAAAUUAAGAAGUUACUGUUAAUACGCUGAUAACAAUGAAUGUGUGCCGAUUAAAGAGGGUCUUCUUGUUUACAUAUUUCGAUAAAUGGUUUAUAAUGUGCAAGUUACUAACUUUGUGUUGUAUUCCGUAAUAUGUGUGUGGUGUAUUGAACAUACGACGUACAUAAAGUAUAAAUUAUCAUUUUGUCCACAACCGUGUUUUUUCCUACCACAAUCCAAAGAAAUUUGUCAGCGUGUUUAACAGGUCGAAUUUCACAUCGACGAUUCGGUUAUUAACCAUUUGGUAAAACAAAACAUUUGAGUAAAGCCACAUAACACGUGGCAACAAGCAAGAGUGCAAUUCUUAAAUAUUAUAAUUUCAUUCGAGCAACAUCUGGUUAUCAUCCAAUGGUAUUUUCCAC
This is a messenger RNA of Dreissena polymorpha, 1948 nucleotides long. RefSeq names its product deleted in malignant brain tumors 1 protein-like. The transcript is spliced from 7 exons. The record is from RefSeq and is a predicted model, not a curated record. Lineage: Eukaryota; Metazoa; Mollusca; Bivalvia; Myida; Dreissenidae. Bases 224 to 1342 code for a protein of 372 amino acids. Gene Ontology annotation, cellular component: membrane.